Molecule: messenger RNA, 552 nt
Organism: Spizellomyces punctatus DAOM BR117
Lineage: Eukaryota; Fungi; Chytridiomycota; Chytridiomycetes; Spizellomycetales; Spizellomycetaceae
Exons: 4
Coding region: 1-552 (183 amino acids)
Source: RefSeq, a predicted model, not a curated record
AUGACAAUUCAUGACAGCAUCACAGAUCUUUCCAAUGCCCACAAACGAUUUUUCCUCUCCACCACGGCGAAAACAACCAAAAUCACCGCCCUCCACAUGACGCUACCUUUUCCGCAUCUUGUUCGCGGCAAGUGGAUCAACCUUUGCCUAGACCUCUCUUCCUUCCUUUCUGACCGCACGUUUCGAUGUCUUGACACACUCUGUGUUGGUGGAACGGUUCGGAUUCGGAGGAUUUUUACGGUGCUGCGACGUCCUGUGGAUAAUACCGGGAUAGAUUACGGGGAUGGAGGCGGAAACGAUCCGUAUGCAGAGGGCAUACCACGCUCAAUGGAUUUUUCACCGGGCGUGGAAUAUGUCACGCAGGUGCUGACAUUUGAGAGGGUGCAUCAAGGCUCAUCGCCACUGCCACCUCACCAACGACAUCAUCAACAGCAGCACCAACGUCCCAUCCGCAAAACCCGAUCCGCAUCCCUCCGUGCUCUGAUACGACCGAUACCUCCUCGACUCCCGCCCAUGCGGAGACUGGACCAAAAGACGGUCAUUGGUGUAUAG